UGUAUUCAGUGAGCUUCAGUUAACCUGUUGGCGCCGAGAAGUUACUAAACUUGGCUUUCGUUAACAAAAACGCUUGUACACCGCGCCUUCAAUUACUAAGUUUCAAUUUUUCGUUUCACUACUAUAGGUUCUUUGUUAUAUUUUUGUGUUAGUGUUUACUCCAAGAAUUAACUAUUUUUUUUAAAUUAUAUUUUAAAAUAAUAUCUUUUCUUCACAUUCUUCACAAUGGUUGCCAAAGAUUCAAAAACACCAGCCGUUGAGCUUAUGAAUCCUUAUGAAAAACCUCCAUCGGUGCCAGUUGGUCAAUCUAUUCGAACAUUUCUUUAUAAUCAUGAAACCGGUGCCUUUAUGGGCAGAACUGCCAGUAGUUGGGGAAAAAUUGGACUUUUCUACUUAGUAUUUUACGGAGUAUUAGCAGCUUUAGUAGCUAUCUGCUUUUGGGGAUUUUAUCAAACAAUUGAUCCAAGAAUACCAACUUGGCAAUUAAAUAAAUCUCUCAUAGGAACGAACCCAGGUUUGGGUUUCAGACCUCAUCCACCGUCGGAAAAUGUUGAAAGUACCUUAAUAUGGUACAAAGCAACAGAUUCAGAAAACUUUAAAUAUUGGGUUAAAUCUUUAGAAGACUUUUUGCACGAUUAUAGAACUCCUGGUACGACACCUGGUCUAGGGGCAAACAUUUAUAACUGUGAUUAUGGGAAUUAUCCUCCAUCCGGACAAGUAUGCAAUGUGGAUAUUUACAAAUUUCAUCCUUGCACUGAGAAAAAUUUGUUCAAUUAUCACAAAUCAGCUCCUUGCAUCUUCUUAAAGCUAAACAAGAUUUACGGAUGGAGACCAGAUUUCUACAACAACACUGAUGAAUUGCCAUCAAUAAUGCCAGAGUCAUUAAAAAGUCAUAUUCGCUCAUUGAAAGCGGAAGAUUCCCGAAAACUUAAUACCAUUUGGGUAUCUUGUGAGGGUGAAAAUCCAGCGGAUCAAGAAAACAUUGGUCCCAUCGAAAUAAUACCGAAAGAGCAAGGAUUUCCUGGAUAUUACUAUCCUUUUGAAAAUGCAGAAGGAUACUUAAGUCCAUUAGUAGCUGUACACUUCAGACGUCUAACAAGAGGAAUUCUGAUAAAUGUCGAAUGCAAAGCUUGGGCGAAAAAUAUAAUACACAAUCGCCAUGAAAAAUUAGGAUCCGUACACUUUGAGUUGAUGGUAGAUUAAACUAUUAAGGAGUGAUAUUUUUUAUAUUAAAAAAAUCCAAAAAUGUAUUAUUCAUAUCGUAAAGUGUGUCUUCUUUGUGUUUUAUGAGUAUAAGUAAUUUUUAAAGUUACCAUUCGAAAAUGUAUUAUUGAAAAAUCAAAGUAAAAGUAUUUAAUAAUGCAUCUCGAUUAGAAGUAAAAUAAAUUUUGACAAUGUUAAUUUUAUUCUCUGUUGGAUCGAUGAGUAUAACAUUGUUCAGUCAAAAUUGAGAUUAUUACAAUUGUCAUAUGUAUUUUCAGAAAAUCAGGAAUUAUAAUUAGUUGUUUUUGAAAAUAUCUGCAUGAAGAAAAAUGUAUAGAAAAUAAGGAAGAAAAUAAGAUGCCAUUUAAUUAUGUCUAACGUUUAAAGAAAGAUUUUGUGACACAUAUAAUGACUCUAAGAGUCACUUUAAUAGUUUUUUUUAGAUCGGUCAAUAUUUAUCGGUGUCUUAAAGCCCAUGAAACGAGAACUGUUUGUUUAUAGAGUAAAUUUUUUUAAAGCAAUUAAUUACAUUAAUUAAUUCUUCUAUUAUUACGGGAAACUAAAAAAAAACUAUAAAAAAAUAGUUAAUAAAAACAAAUUAUUCCUAAAUAAAAUGUGGAAUCAAUUUUUCAAAAUAAUGUUAAAAAAUUCCUCUGGUUAGAAUAAUGUUUGUCGAUUUUAGAAUUUUAUAUGGGUUUUAAGCUAAAUAUUAACUAAUUUAAAAAAUGCAAUGUUUUUUCAAUUUAGAAUAAAUUUUGUGUGUCAAAGUGUAGAUAAUAUUUUGAAAAAGAAUUCAUUUUUGGAACAUCUGCUUUUAUUUGUUGUGAACUAGUAAAAAAUUAAUCUUAUUUAUUUAUUCAGUUUGAAAAAAGUGUGGAAUUUAAAUAUAUCGUUUUCAGUAUUAAUAAAAUUUGUUUGAGCGUAGAAUAUUUUUAAGUUUACAAAACACAUCAAUUUAAUAUUAAUUUAAUAUUUUGUAUCAAUUGUGUCACAAUAAUAGUUUUAAUAAGAGAUGCUUUUACACGAGGAAAAUUAUACGUUUUUCAAUUUGAAACUUCAGCUAAACAUUUUUGUAUUGAUGUAGAAUUUGAGACAUAACAAAAAUAACUUUAGGGUUUUCUCUAAGACUUUCUUUCUUGAUCUUUCUGUAUGACUUUCUUUUGUGUAAGAAACAGGACUUUUUAUUAUAAAAGUACCUUAAUUAAAAAUAUCAAGUUUUGUGUGAUUAUUUUAAAAUUUGUGUAUGAGAAAAAAGUAGAGUUAGCUGUGCAAAAUCUCUUCCCUUUUUUUAGUAAUUUUCAUUUGUAACAUAUUUUCGAAUUUUAAAAUUUUUUAUUACUCACAAAAGAACAAAUUCUUGUGUUCAAAACAGAAAAAUUGUUAUACUAAGCAACAAUUAUUGUUUAAGUCCAAGGAUAUUUAUACAUGAAAUUUUUUUUACAAAAAUUGAAGAAGGUUUUCUUAUCAUUUAUAAAGAACAAACUGCCUUUUAAUUAAUUAAUGAUGUCAGCUAAAGGUACCUAGAUCAAUUUAUACAGCUGUAAGCGCAUAAAAUAAAUUUAACAGCGAAUGGUUCGUAGAAAUAUAAAAUUACUUUUUUACUCAAAUGUUUACAAACAAAAGAUAAUAUAUUUAAAUAGUGUAUAUAAAGAUUAUGUAUACCUAACAGGAAGGUAAAUUUUUGGAAAUACAUUCUAAAGAAAAUGUAAAUUCAUUUAUUUAAUAUUACAUAUACUUAUAAAUUGCAUCUAAGGUGAAUAUUUUUAAUUCUGUCUAAAAGCAGUAAUUUUACGUUGUUCCAUAUUUGGGUUCUCGAAAGAAUUUGAGAAUUUAAUGAUUUAAAGAUUUAAUGUCAAUAUUAAAAUCGUAUUAUGAAAUCAUUUUUAAAGAAUGUAAAAUUUCUUUUUAUAUUAAUUUCUGAAAAUACCGUUUUCCUAAGAUGCAAGUAUAGGUAUACCUGUUACUCAUUAUAUACUUAAUGCAUGAUAGAAAACACAACUGCUUCUUAUAGUAAAACUUAAGGAAUGACUCAUUUUGUUAAUGCAAUUUUUUUGAAAAAGUGUUAAAGAUGUUUCCUUAAAUCUUAAUAAUACAAUAUAACUAUUUUCUUCAAAGUUUAUGAAAACUUUGUAUUUUACAAAAAAGAUAUUAUAUUUUUAUUGAAUGGUACAUAUAAUAGUAUUCUCAACAAACAAUUAUGUAAUUAAAUCUCCUUAACGAUAUCCUUAUAAUAAUAUUAUUAUAUUGGAAUAUAUUAAUAUAAUAAAAUGUCAAUACUUCAUAAUUUACAGAAAAAAACGAAUAAACGAUUAUAAAAAUGUUGUAUAAAUAUGUUUUGGCAGUGAAAUUAUACAAUUUCGUAUUAUGUAAACCGAAUAUUUAUUUAAAAAAUUCCCUGAAUUGUAUCUAUGAAAAAGCGAGCGUUUGUAAUGUUUGUGAAAAAAAUAAAAAUUUUGUACAGAAA
Leptopilina heterotoma is the source of this 3667-nucleotide messenger RNA. RefSeq names its product sodium/potassium-transporting ATPase subunit beta-2-like. NCBI's taxonomy places the organism in Eukaryota, Metazoa, Arthropoda, Insecta, Hymenoptera, Figitidae. The transcript is spliced from 6 exons. Gene Ontology annotation, cellular component: sodium:potassium-exchanging ATPase complex. The record is from RefSeq and is a predicted model, not a curated record. The coding region runs from base 226 to 1203 and encodes 325 amino acids. Gene Ontology annotation, molecular function: ATPase activator activity. Gene Ontology annotation, biological process: intracellular potassium ion homeostasis; intracellular sodium ion homeostasis; sodium ion export across plasma membrane.